Molecule: messenger RNA, 4170 nt
Organism: Gavialis gangeticus (Gharial)
Lineage: Eukaryota; Metazoa; Chordata; Crocodylia; Gavialidae
Gene: TMX3
Product: thioredoxin related transmembrane protein 3
Exons: 16
Coding region: 56-1411 (451 amino acids)
Biological process (GO): peptidyl-cysteine oxidation
Cellular component (GO): endoplasmic reticulum
Molecular function (GO): protein disulfide isomerase activity
Source: RefSeq, a predicted model, not a curated record
GCCGCUUCCUCUUCCUCUUCCCCUUCCGGCCGGGUGGAGAGAGGAUCCUGGCAACAUGGCAGCGUCGGGCCGGCGGCUCCUCUGGGCGGCAGUGUCUGCGCUGGUCCUGGCCUCGGAGGCGGCGGCCGUAGCGGAGCUGGACGACUCGUUUAAAGAAAACCGUAAAGAUGACAUUUGGCUUGUAGAUUUUUAUGCACCUUGGUGUGGCCAUUGUAAGAAAUUGGAGCCUGUGUGGAAUGAGGUUGGAAUAGAGAUGAAAAACAUGGGAUCUCCAGUAAAAGUUGGAAAGAUGGAUGCAACUUCCUAUUCUAGUAUUGCGUCUGAAUUUGGAGUUCGAGGCUAUCCAACAAUUAAGCUUUUAAAAGGUGACCUGGCAUACAACUAUAGAGGACCUAGGACAAAAGAUGAUAUAAUUGAGUUUGCCAACAGAGUAGCAGGACCUCUUAUCCGGCCACUCCCUAGCCAGCUGAUGUUUGAGCAUGUGCAAAGGAGACAUCGGGUACUUUUUGUGUACGUUGGUGGGGAGUCUCCUUUAAAGGAAAAGUACAUUGAGGUUGCUUCGGAACUAAUUGUUUACACAUACUUUUUUUCUGCUUCAGAAGAUGUGCUACCUGAGUAUGUGACACUGCCUGAACUGCCUGCUGUUGUGGUCUUCAAAGAUGGAAGUUAUUUUGUAUAUGAUGAGUAUGAAGAUGGUGAUCUGUCAUCUUGGAUAAACAGAGAGAGAUUUCAAGGGUAUCUUAAUGUAGAUGGAUUUACUUUGUAUGAACUUGGAGAUACAGGAAAACUUGUGGCUAUUGCAGUUAUUGACGAUAAAAACUCCUCAGUUGAACAUACAAGGCUAAAGUCCAUUAUUCAAGAAGUUGCUAAAGAAUAUAGAGACCAUUUUCAUAGGGACUUUCAGUUUGGCCAUAUGGAUGGAAAUGACUACAUAAAUAGUUUACUAAUGGAUGAAUUGACAAUCCCUACUGUUGUUGUAUUGAACACUUCCAACCAACAGUAUUUUCUGCCAGACAGACAUAUUGAGAGCAUUGAAGACAUGGUCCAGUUCAUUAAUGAUAUCUUGGAUGGUACAGCAGAAGCACAAGGUGGUGAUGGAAUUCUGCAGCGAAUCAAGAGAAUAAUAUAUGAUGCCAAAUCUACUGUAGUAUCUGUAUUCAAGAGUUCACCACUUCUGGGCUGCUUUCUCUUUGGUUUGCCACUGGGUGUCAUCAGCAUCAUGUGCUAUGGAAUCUGUACAGCAGACACAGAUGGAGGGACAGAAGAGACUAUGGCAACUAAAAAAGAAACUGGAGACAGAGAACUCACAGAUGAAGGCAGUGAGGAAGAGCAAGAGGAGGAAAACAAAGAGACAGAACUUUCAGAUGGAGAGCAGAAACAGAAAAACGUUUUGGAUAAGAAAAAAGACUAACGUUCCUAGUUUAGAGAAUUCCGUAGAAUUUCCAAAUAGAGACUUAUUUAUUGAAAUUAGUCAUUUGAUGAUGAUUGUCACAGAAGAGGACUUUUGUCUGUAUUAUGCUAAAUUUGACUUGCAUGUAUUCAAAUCUUACCCAUUGUGGGGAAGGCAGAGGGCAGGAUUGAAAUCUCUCUUCAUCUUUUUACAUCUUACCUAAAAGCAGUUAAAAUGGAGAAAUAUACAUGUGCUCUAACUCUCACUUUUUUUCUCUGAAGGUUAAUAUUCUAACCUAUUUGUUUACAGACAGCAGUCAGGUAAAAAAAUGUUCUUAUCUUCCAGUCCUUGCACACAUCAUGAACUAUUAAGUGGCCAACACGAAGCAGGCUUUUUUCAUAUGAACCGAAGUAAAAAUUCUCAGGAAAGAUUAUAAUGAACUCUGUAAUUCUUCAAGCUUUAUAUUUCUGCAAACUCAAGAAUGCUUUGGAGCUUUCUCGAAAGGCAGUUAGUGUGCAGUACCUAAAAAUGUUUUAAAGAAAUGCAUUUAUUUUACUACUAACUUGUUAUGAAUUACAGAAUUGCUUUCUAUUAUGUGCAGUACAGUUACUGGCAUUUUUCUCCAGAAUUUCUAUUUAAUGCAGAACUUAACAGUUCUUUGUUAAAUAGUAAGUCUUUAAAAAGCAAAGUUUAAACAACUAAAAUGUAUUUGAAAGAUAUAAAGGGGUUUUUUUUCUUUUAAACUGGAAAAUAGUUCUGAUUUCUUUUUUAACAACUUAAACAUUUAUCUUAUUUUAGAGCAAGUUGUUAUCUAAAUUUCUGAUUGCAGAAGGAACUGAAUGUGGCUCCUUUAUGGAAAAGUAAAUACAAGCAUCCUCAAAUGUCUGCCAUUCUUGCACAGACCAUUAAUGACAGGCUUUUCCAAAUACUUUGCAAAAACAUGUUUGAAGGAUAUAAGUCUGUCCACAAUCUUAAGUUCAUAUUGCUAUAUUCUUAACAUGAAAAAUAAAUUUGUUUGAAUGUGGUUUUAGAUCAGAUGGUUGAUAUUAUUGGUAUUUGCAUUUGAGAGUUUAACUACACGCUAUAGUUGUGGAGGAGAUGUUAAUGGAGUACAGCAUUGUUAACAUUCAUAGAAAGAGGGAUAUUUGUCAGUGUAAUACAUUUUCAUUAGCUAUUUAAUCAUAAAAGUCAUUUCUCAUAAAACUCCAUGACAUUGUAAUGGACAAAGUUCUCUCCAGAGUUGAAAUCUCAUGGGAUAAGCCACAAAACAGACUUUGGUUGCAUUGAUGUCAUGGAGAUUACCAUAGCAACUAAACUUAGGCUCCUCAUUACUGAGGGUGCACAAUAUUCAGUUGUACAGUCAGCCAUGAGUUCUUUCUAGUUUUUGAUUUUGUUUUCUUUUUAAGGAUGUGUAAUACAGAUAUUAAUGUCCUCUGUAUAAGGCAGCUUAAUCACUCUAAAUAUAUAUACAUGCUCUAGCACCAAGGGAAAUAUUCCUGAUUCAUGAAUAUGGAUAAGCUUAAGUAGAAGAGAUUUUGUUGGAAUUAACUUUCCGGUAUAUAUGACUCAAGGUAGGUAUUGCCUCUUCCCUGUUUAAAAAAAAAAAAGAGUUUUGAUUCUUUGGCUUGUAUCGUCUAGCUAUGUUUUACAGCAGCUACAGUGCAGAGUGCAGCAAAGUAGAUGUCUGACUUCAAGGAGUUCAUAAUGAAAUGUUUGAAUCCAAGUAUGUGAUGAAGGUUAGAAAACUGUUUUCCGAAAGCUCAGUAUCAAAUCUAGACUCUAGCACUGUCACUUUCAUUAGGAAAGACUCUUGUACUGUCUCUGCUUGCAAUGGCUAUCCACCUGUAGAAAAGGGGGGUUUGAAUGAAUAAUAGCACAAAUCCCUGGUAUCAUGGUAUGACUUUUUUUCUUAUACCCCUCUCCUCUCCACCUCAGUGUAUUGUCUCUUCAUUUAUAUUGGGGGAGGGUCUUUGCUUUUUAUUCUUUUUUUUUUUAAUGUUUUAAAUUGUAGAAGAAUUUCCAGUUCACGUAAUUUUAAUUGGCACGCAUUUAAAGAAUAAAAUGCAUAGAAAUUAUUUUGCAUUUUGUUCCAAAGUUAUUUAAAACAUGGCUCAGGUGCUGUUGUGUUGUUAGAAAAUGCUCCACUUACUUCCAAGAUUUUUAAAUUCACAGUAGCUUUCAGUUUUGGCUCAGCUUGGUGCCAGUAAUCAAAAUGUGAAGCUCUGAGCAGUUAAGAUACUUCCUGCAUAAUCUGUAAUUCUGCCUUUUUCCAUGAGGUUUCAAUUACAGGUAGAUUUAUUAAUUUAAUAUAUUUAUCUACCUUUUUCCCUAGCUGUUCCUCAGUCUGAGAAGUUUUGUAGAUCUAAAAUGAAGAUGGCUACUGGGGAUUCCUUGGUUGCUCUGUCUUUUUUUUAAGUAUCUUACCUAAAUCCAAGAUGACUUUGAAUUUAAGAUAACCCCCAAUAAUUAGAUUAUGUACAUGGAAAACAUAAAUAUUCUAUAAUUUCCAUGUAUAGAAUCUAAUUACUGGGGGGCCAUCUUGAAACUUGCUCCCCUGUCCCCUCCACUGCUAAAGCAGGGGAAGUGUAGUAGGGAGCAACUAGUAGAGAAGGCAGGUGGCUAGAUUUACUCCCUAUCAACCCCUCCACCACAUGAUACCUACAUCUCUGGCCCCAAGACACCAAAGCAUCUGCCCCCACCACUGCCGCAGCAUGACUUGACAUGGGCUAGAACUACCACGUGCUCCAUGCCCCAGGCUAGAACAAGGAUGGAGAUGCAAC